Tetrahymena thermophila SB210 is the source of this 2832-nucleotide messenger RNA. RefSeq lists its product as hypothetical. The transcript is spliced from 2 exons. NCBI's taxonomy places the organism in Eukaryota, Ciliophora, Oligohymenophorea, Hymenostomatida, Tetrahymenidae. The record is from RefSeq and is a predicted model, not a curated record.
AUGAAAAGAAAUAAAAGUGAACAAAUCCAUAAUAAAGAUAGAAGAUAAACUUUUGAGGCUAAAAGUUCAAAUAAGCUGAGAAAACUAAUGUAGGAAAAUGGAAAUAAGAAGGCAAAUUUUAUUGAAAUACAUGAUGAAGAGUAUAUAGCUUAGAAUGAUUAGUAGGAUUAUAAUGAUCUAGAUAAGUGGAAAAAAGAUCUUCUUUUAAAAGAAAAUGAUGAUAUGAGCGAUAAAUUAAAGUAGAGAUUUUAGCACAUAUAGUCAUUAAAAGAAGAUAUUUAAAUGCCAGAGCUUAAUUUUGAUGUAAUUGACUCAGUAAUGAAUCCUAAAUAUUAUUAAGAUGAAGAAAUAGUUUAAAAUUAAGAGUAGACGCCCAGCAUAAUAUGCAAUUAUUCCUUAUAAAAUGCCAUUGAAAAAGCAAGAAAAAGUGUUCUUUUAGGCUAAGAUUUCAAUGUGUAAGAUAUGAAAGUAAACAGAAGUACUUUUUAUGCCUAAGCUAAGAAUGAAAAUUUUACAGAUUUCAUUAAUGAAUAACAAGAUUAAAUCUCACAAAGUAGUAAAAGAAAAAGUGUUUCAAAAACACUUUAAACUCAACCUGAAUAGCAAUCAGGCUCUCCUAAAUCACCAACUCCAAAAGUAUUAGAAAAAUAAUUUAGUAAAAUUAACAGUCAGAGUUCUAUUUUUUUACAAAGGAAUCUAAAUAAAUAACUUCUAAACAACCUCCUUCUGAAUCGCAUUACCAAAAAAUAUGUUCAAAACUAAAAGACAGAAAUAAAGUGUGAAGAGAUAAAAAAUGAGGUGAAAAAAGUAAGAAUUGACCCAAAUAUUUAAGGAUAGUCUUUCUAUUAGCAAGAGGCAAAAUAGAAAAAUGAAAGUGUAGAUAAAAUUAGAUUUCUUUUUAGUGAAGAAACUGAUAAAUUUUCUAAGACUACAUUGAAUUCUUUUAAGAAUGUCGGCACUCAAUUCUUUAGGUUGGGAAAUGUUAUUGAGUAUGAUUAGCUUUUAAGAGAUAUUAUAAGUGAAAUUUUUCAUCCUCAGGGUAUCCUAGAUGAAAAAAAAAUAAACUCAAUCAAUGGCGAAACAGAAUUUGAUCAGGAAAGCUACAAUUAUCUUGAAAAGGCUUUGUUGGAUAAUUAUACAUUCUGCAGUUAAAAAAUAGAAGAAUUACAAACUAAAAUUAAAGAGGAAAGAUUAUAUUAAACAAAUAUUUCUCAAGAACUAAAGAAUACUCAUGAACAAAUGGUUUCGUAGCUUGCCAGAAUUGACCUAGAUGAAGAGCUUUUUUUAAACGAAAUUAAUAGCUCCAAUAAUUCAUAAAUAUUUUUUCACUCUAUGUCUACUAAAAUGAAUACAGUACGCUUUAAAAAUGUUAACAAUUAGGAUUUCAGGAAUAAACAUAAAAAAAUUGAGGAGGAGAGAGAAGAAGUUAAAAUUUACUUUGAUACUUUAAAAAAAGCGAUAACUUAGAGGACAAAGACUUCCCUAGAAAAAUUAGAAUUGAUGGAUAAAGAAAUAUUAAAAAUAAAAUAAAAGCGAAAUACCACAAAACUAAUACUUAAAGACUUAUACCUGAAAGCAAUAAAAAGCAAUCAAUUUCCUAAGCAAAGUUUGGUUCUAAUUGUGAAAUAGCUAAUUCUAAUAAAUGAGGAGUUAAGCAAUUCGAACAUAUUACCUAGUUUUUUAGAUGAAGAUUCAAAAUAAUUUUUAAUUCAAUGGGCAAAGCUUAUGAUUGAAUAAGAUAGAAUUUAAGAAAAAAUAAAACGCCUGAAUGUAGAUGGUGUUAAUGUGUCUUAGUAGUAUCAAAGUCUCGCUAUGGAAUCAUCUAAAAUAAGUUCAAAAAAUUCUAGAGAAGCAAUUUAACAAAAAGUCCAUCGGAUGGCUAAAAGUUGCAACUAAUAGAAAUAAACUGAUUGGGGCUCAAUGACUUAAUCAAGCUAGAAUUUCUACCCAGGAGUAGAUGAAGUUAGCUAAAAUUCUUAUGUGAAAUACUAAGAGAGAAUAGCAUUUGAUUUAAAUAAAUUUUCAGAUGAUUGUAUACAAGCUGUUGGGAUUAAAAAUGAUCUUAGGCAAGAGCUUCACCAUGUAAAUGUCUUAAUAGAAAGGAUUAAAGAAAGUGAAAAGUAGCGACUAUAUCAGAAAUAUAAGCCUAAUGGUUUCGGCUACUAGUAAAAAAUAGCUUAGCUACAAUAAUCUUUAAACGCUCUAUUUGGUAAGUAAGAAUGUGAGUUAUAUAUAACUCACCAUCUUAAACAGCAGUCUCUCUAUGAUGAAAAAAUUAAUAGCCAAAAAUUCUUUAAAUUUUCUAGUAAAAAGGUUUCAUAAGACCAAUAGCAGUAUUAAACAAGCAAUUCUGUGGGUGAAGAUAGUUAUAUGUAGCAAAAGCAUUAAAUCCAACUUCCUUAAAAGAAUGUUUCAUAAACAGCAGCAGUAAAAUGGAUUGAAUAAUAAAGAAAGCAAUCAGAUAUUUAGUCUAAUCAAUAAUAAAAGUUAAAAAUUCCACAACAAAUAAUUAACAAUUAUAUGGAAAAAAAAGAUUCUAUAAAUUAAAAUAAUAAAUUAAUCUUCUAAUAUAGCCAACUAAGUAAUUAAUUAUUUAGUCAUUCAACAAAGCACACUUAAAAACAUAAUUUAGAUCAUUAGUAGCUUUUGAAUCAGCCUGGUCUUUUAGAUAAUUAUUUUUUUAAUAUUAAUCUUAACAAGAGGAGGGCUUCUGAUCACAAUUCUGGUAAUAAUUCCUAGCAUUCUCUGCUAAAGUCACCAUAGUUUUCAUAGUCAAAUUCCUAAAAUGUUAGAUUAAUUGACAAAAACAAAAAAAUUUCUACAUAAUUUUGA